This is a messenger RNA of Fragaria vesca subsp. vesca, 1514 nucleotides long. Its product is annotated as epidermis-specific secreted glycoprotein EP1-like. The record is from RefSeq and is a predicted model, not a curated record. NCBI's taxonomy places the organism in Eukaryota, Viridiplantae, Streptophyta, Magnoliopsida, Rosales, Rosaceae. Bases 17 to 1345 code for a protein of 442 amino acids. The transcript has a single exon.
AACCACGCUUCACAAUAUGUCUUCUCCUUCAUUCACAAUGUCAGUCUUGCUGUCCCUUUCCCUUUUCUCACUCUUUGCUUUUCUUGCUCAGGCUCAAGUCCCGGCAAACGAAACUUUCAAGUUUGUCAAUGACCAAGAGUUUGGCCCUUACAUUGUAGAAUACGACGGAAGCUACCGUAUGCUUAGCAUCUUUGCUUCUCCUUUCCAAUUUGCCUUCUACAACACCACCCCGAAUGCCUUCACUUUGGCUCUCCGGAUGGGCCUGACCCGCUCGGAGUCCCUCUUCCGUUGGGUUUGGGAGGCCAACCGAGGAAACCCCGUUGGCGAAAAUGCCACCCUCACCUUCGGGACCAACGGAAACCUCGUCUUGGCCGACGCCGACGGCCGCGUUGCAUGGCAAACCAACACGGCCAAUAAGGGUGUCGUCGGCCUCAAGUUGCUUCCAACCGGAAACUUGGUCCUCUACAACUCCAAGGGCGUUUUCGUUUGGCAAAGCUUCGACUACCCGACAGACACUUUGUUGGUUGGCCAGUCGCUUAAGGCAGGGGGAGUGAACAAGCUCGUCAGCCGGCUAUCGGAGUCAGAAAACAAAGAUGGGCCGUACAGCUUGGUGAUGGAGCCUAAAGGAUUGGCUAUGUACUACAAGAGCCCCAACUCCCCGAAGCCUUUGCUCUACUUCUCAUUCUAUGACAGGAUCACCGUUCAGACGGGCACUUUGGACCAUGUGACGCUAAAUGUGGCUGAUACAGAUGACGGUUUUGCCUAUGACAUAACCCUAGAUUAUCAAAUCGCCAACAGUACUAACUCGGGUACACUCAUUCUAGCAAGACCAAAGUACAACGCCACAUCGACAUUCCUCAGGCUCGGAAUCGAUGGAAAUGUGAAGUUUUACACUUACAACGACAAGGUCGAUUAUGGUGCUUGGGAGGUAACCUUUAGACUGUUCGACAGAGAUAAUUUCGUUUGGGAACAGGAAUGCCAGUUACCUGAGCGAUGCGGCAGCUUCGGCGUCUGCGAGGACAGCCAGUGUGUUGCUUGCCCAUCUUCAAGUGGAGUGUUGUUGGGUUGGAGCAAGACUUGUGCGGCCGAGAAGCUAACUUCUUGUGAUGCAAAGAGCUUCCACUACUACAAAAUCGAUGGGGUGGAUCAUUUCUUGAGCAAGUUCACAACUGGAUCGGCUACGAAGGAGGCCGACUGUGGUAAGAAGUGCACUUCCGACUGCAAGUGUUUGGGGUACUUUUACAAUAGGGAUUCAUCAAGGUGUUGGAUAGCUUAUGAAUUGAAGACCUUGACCAAAGUUGCCAACUCCACUCAUGUGGGUUACAUCAAGGCACCUAAUCACUAGUAUCAUAUUUUUGAAUGUGUCGAUCAAAUAAGCACCGUACCUAAUAAUCUAAUAUGCGUUGGGGGCAGUUAUUUGUUGUAUUUCUCAUUCAUUAUUUUGAAUGUAAUAUUAGUCCGGAAUAUAAGAGCUCUGCUUGUGCUUCUAAGAGAUGCUUUUACUCUCUUUUAUG